GACUUAUAUCACAUAGUAUUUAACCUGGAUAGUACCGUGAAGCUAGCAAGAACCGAAAGUAUUUCCUUAGUCAUAGUUCUAACAAAUUAUUGCAGCGCUAGGCGGACUGAGGCAUCGCGAGCUUAGCGGAGGACGAGGAGAUUUGCUUAUUGAGACAGAACACGCUCUUUAUUCUAGCACCAAACAGGACUGUAAUAGGCACCGAACGAGCACCACGCCGCACGAAAACACAGGGAGGUCAGAUGCUGGAGCAUCAGGUACACACGCUAUUAAGAAGACAUUAAGAAGCUGGACAGAGGGGCCUUUUCUCGGGACUGACCUGCAUUCCAACAAAUCAAAGCUAAUUGAUGUCACAAGCCCCUACAUUAAGAAAAGUGAAGCAGCUCGUAGCAUUUUCUCUUGGCUUUGAGCACUGAUGUGAAUUUCUCUGCAGCAAGGAAGGUGCCAGCGAAAUAGAACUAAGAUUUUUUAUUUUCUGUCACAGUAUUUGUGAAAAUGAAGGUUUAUGACCAUGCGUUUUUGCCCAUUUUUAUAUUUGACUUUAUUUUAUUUUGCGUGGGGACCACAUUUAACGAAGAACUGAACUGGGAGAAACCAUUGGGGCAUAUGUCUACGGGCCGGGUGGUGAGAGAUGUUCCUGAUGGAAGCAAGGUGGAUCUAAGGGAGAAGGGUGCUGCCUCUGUUGAUGCCUGGCACUUCGAGUGCCUUGCACAGGCCCCCAAGACGGAGGGGCCCAAGGUCCAUACCAGGUAUGGAGCCAUGCAGGGUCUCCUCACAGACAUGGUGUACAUAUUCUACGGGAUCCCCUACGCUGACCCUCCUGUUGGUGGGCUCCGUUGGAAGCCCCCAAGCCCGGUGACCUCCUGGAAGGGAUUGUACGACGCAACCUUCCCCAGAGCCGCCUGCAUGCAGUCUUGCGUUGGUCUUUGUACCACUAAGGUAAGCGAGGACUGCUUGUACCUCAACAUCUUUGUGCCUUUAGAUGUUGACUUUUCGAAGCCCCCGGUCAAACCCUUGCCUGUCAUGGUCUGGAUCCAUGGGGGGGAUUUCGUUGCUGGAAGUGCUUCCAACUCGCUCUACGAUGGCAGAUUCAUUAGCAACUUCACCCACACGGUGGUGGUGAGCGUGGAGUAUCGCUUAGGAGCUUUUGGAUUCCUCGUUUCCGGACAAGACCCCAAAUCAGCAGCUGUGGGAAACUAUGGGAUCUUGGACCAACAGGCGGCCCUGCUCUGGAUUCAGCAGAACAUCGCUGUCUUUGGGGGCAACCCCAACAAUGUGACCAUCUUCGGGGAGAGUGCGGGAGCUCAGUCCGUUAGCCUGCACCUGAUGAUGCAGAGCAGCCAGCCCCUGUUCCGGCAGGCAGUGGUACAGAGCAUGCCCUUCACCAUACCCUUGAAGAACAGACGUGAGGCUUUGUGGCUGGGGAAGGAGUUUGCCAAGGUGGCGAACUGCUCCAUCAAUGACAUUGCCUGCCUGCUGUGUCUCAGUCCCCAGGCAGUGUUAACAGCCCAGAAGAUAGCAGGCUCUAAUAUGGUCAACCCAUUCCACUUACUGGAGAUGUUUCAGACAUGGGGGCCCUUCAUUGACGGCGUACUGAUCAAGGAGCAGAGCAUCACGGCCUUCCAGAAGGGCGACUGGCAGAAGGAAAAGCCCGUUCUCUUCGGGACCACGUCGGAGGAGGGGGUGGUAUUCAUUUACGGGGUCUUCACCUACCCCGUGUCAGAGUUGGAGUGUGUCUUCUACGUCACCGCCAUCUUCAAGCAGCACGCCCUCAAGAUCCUGCAGGAGUACCUGCCACUGUACAAGGACGCGGACAUGAGGACCAUGAUGUCGCAGAUCGUGACCGAUUAUGUGUUCCUGUGCCCUUCCCGCAAGUCGGCCCGCGACAGUGCCCAGAUGGGCAGCGCUGUGUGGAUGUACAUCUUUGACCACGUGGCCAGCGACCUCCGCGUCUGGGACGGCCUGGCCUUCUGCUUCGAGCACGUCUGCCACGGCGCCGAGGUGCCCUUCCUGUUUGACUCCGGCCCCGUGGCAAACUUCACUCUCUCGCCGGCUGAGAAGCUGCUCGCAGGCAGCAUCCUGUGCUACUGGGGCACUUUCGCACGUGGAGCCAAUCCCAGCUCCCCGGUCGCCCAAAGCGCCUUUUGCCGACAGCAGAGUCCAGUGCGUUGGCCGAGGUACACGGCUGAAAAUGAUUGGCUAAUGAUGAACCUCACUUUGAGUAGCCACGCCCAGACAAGCCCCCGGGACCACAUCUGUGACUUCUGGGACAAGCUUGGCAUUUACUAGGGCAUGUGUCUGUGACCUCUCAACUGUUUAUCUACUUUAUCUCACCACACAUCUUAAUGCAUCAUAAUUUAAAUUUUAAUGUGAAUGUGAUGUCACCUCAAUCUGAACGCGAUGUGAAAGGCCUUUUCCUGAACGCUGUAAAUGUCUUGUUAAGUACGGCUGCUUGAUUCAGCCACCAUAUUUGCAUUAAUGAAUCCUCCACCUCCUGCGUUCUGCGACCACGCCUGCGAUGUGCUUGCAUUACUUCCCUAGCUAGAAUGACCGCAAGAUUCAUGCUAUGCAGCAGCCAAUCAGCUGGCUACCUCGGCACUCGAGUUUCCUUUUAUGGCUGUGGGCUCACGGUCACAUGGCCCUUUGCCCCGCCAGAGCCCCUGUCUGUAAACAUGUUGACCUUCACGUGUGCAGCCAGUUGUGGAAUGACUUAUAUGCAUUUAUGUGUUACUAUCAGAAAUGGCCUCCUUCCUGUCCCUGAAAUCUACUUGGGUAAAUAAAGCUGAGAUGGAUCUAACCC
This is a messenger RNA of Brienomyrus brachyistius, 2800 nucleotides long. RefSeq names its product cAMP-regulated D2 protein. The transcript has 9 exons. Gene Ontology annotation, molecular function: cholinesterase activity. The record is from RefSeq and is a predicted model, not a curated record. Bases 496 to 2289 code for a protein of 597 amino acids. Lineage: Eukaryota; Metazoa; Chordata; Actinopteri; Osteoglossiformes; Mormyridae.